Molecule: messenger RNA, 5753 nt
Organism: Betta splendens (Siamese fighting fish)
Lineage: Eukaryota; Metazoa; Chordata; Actinopteri; Anabantiformes; Osphronemidae
Gene: scaf8
Product: SR-related CTD-associated factor 8
Exons: 20
Coding region: 131-4384 (1417 amino acids)
Cellular component (GO): nucleus
Molecular function (GO): RNA binding
Source: RefSeq, a predicted model, not a curated record
CAGUGGUUAUGCGCCAUAUUGGCAGUUUCCUCCAUCUCAGUAGACGUCGAGCAUGCAUGUCCCGAGCCGGUGACUGAAAGAGGUCCCCUGUAAAUAUUUACAGCCGCCUGCGAGCGAACAGCACAGCGCCAUGGAGGCCGUCAAAGCGUUUAACAACGAGCUGUACUCACUGAAUGAGUACAAGCCGCCGAUCUCCAAAGCCAAGAUGACUCAGAUCACCAAGUCUGGAAUCAAGGCUAUAAAAUUCUACAAGCAUGUUGUCCAGAGUGUGGAGAAGUUCAUUCAGAAGUGCAAGCCCGAAUACAAGGUUCCAGGACUAUACGUCAUCGACUCGAUUGUCAGACAGUCACGUCACCAGUUUGGCACAGAGAAGGAUGUUUUUGCCCCACGCUUCAGCAAGAACAUCAUUCCAACGUUCCAGCACCUCUAUCGCUGCCCUCCAGAUGAUAAGAGUAAAAUAGUUCGAGUCCUGAACCUGUGGCAGAAGAAUGCAGUCUUCAAGAGUGACAUCAUCCAGCCUCUUUUGGACAUGGCCGCAGGCAUUCCUCCUCCUAGUGUCACACCUGUCAUGCCUACUAGUGCUGCCCCAGUCAAUAACACUACUCCUGGCACGCCAGCCACCCCGGCGACCCCAGCCAACAUUGUGCAGGGUCUGCCUGACUGGGCGUCCCAGAUUACCAAUAGGGACACUGUGGCUGCGGUGGCACAAAUCCUGCAGAGCCCUCAGGGACAACAGCUCCAGCAACUGGUACAGAGUUUGCAGAUGCAGCAGCAGAAGCCCCAGCCGUCUCUGCUGCAGGCCUUGGAUGCCGGCCUGGUCGUGCAGUUGCAGGCUCUGACGGCUCAGCUCACAGCUGCUGCUACUGCCAACACACUUAACCCCCUAGAGCAGAGGGUCUCUUCUUUUAAUAAGAAACUCCUGGGUCCCUUUGACUUUGGAAACGACCCCGAACGUGGAGACGAGUCUAAAAAGGAUAGCUCAUCCUCUCAGCUGCCUAUGGUGUCUGAGCCCAUUAACAGCUCACUCUUCCAUCAGUUGGCUGAGCAGCUGCAACAGCAGAAUCUGGAGCAGUUUCAAAAGCAGCUGCUAGAGCACCAGCAGCAUCAGCAGAAGGUUAUGACUAUAGAAGGACAGGACUCGAUCUUUGGGCAGGAGAACACCAUUCCAACUGCUCAAAACAGUAACCAGCCACAGCUUCCUGAGCCAGACGACAAAACAGACGAUUCUAUAGACAACCAGCAGCAGGACAUGGAUCUGGACGAGGGCCCAGAUGGAAUGGAGGAGGAGAUCUUUGAAGCAGAAGAGAAGAAAACUGUUAGCACACGGUCCAGAACACGCUCGAGGUCACGCUCUAGAUCUCCGAAGAGGAGAAGGUCCAGGUCCCGCUCUGGCUCGCGGAAACGUAAACAUCGCAAGCGAUCGCGCUCUCGCUCUAGAGAUCGCAAGAGGAAGUCUUCGCGGUCAUACUCAAGCGAAAGACGCGCCCGAGAGCGAGAGAAGGAGCGGCAAAAGAAAGGACUUCCUCCCAUACGGUCUAAAACAUUAAGUGUGUGCAGCACAACCCUGUGGGUGGGCCAGGUGGACAAAAAGGCCACCCAGCAGGACCUGACUAAUCUCUUUGAAGAAUAUGGCCAGAUUGAGUCCAUCAAUAUGAUCCCUCCCAGAGGCUGUGCCUACAUCUGUAUGGUCCACAGACAGGAUGCCUACCGCGCCCGCCAGAAGCUCAGCACCGGCUCUUUUAAAAUUGGCUCCAAGGUUAUCAAGAUCGCAUGGGCCCUAAACAAGGGGGUGAAGCAGGAGUACAAACAGUUUUGGGAUGUGGAUUUGGGUGUUACCUACAUACCUUGGGAGAAGGUGAAGCUGGAUGACCUGGAUGGCUUUGCUGAAGGAGGAAUCAUUGAUCAGGAGACGGUUAAUGAUGAAUGGGAAGCGGUCAAGAAUGCUGAGCCAGCCAAGGAAGCAACGAGUCAGUUAGUAAGCGCUGACACUACAGCCGCGUCAAACAGCCAGGCUGAGAUGUACACGCAGCAGGUGACCAUGAUGCCUGUACAGCUACCAGUGGCCCAGGCUGUUCAGAGUGCAGUAGGGCUGGUGCCUCCUACCUUCCCCGUCACCAUGAGCAUCCCCCCACCAGGCUACGGGCCACCACCGCCCUUCAUCAGGGCUGGCUUUAAUGCCUCUCAACCUCCACCAGGUUUUAUGCAGGCAGCACAGACAGCAGGCAUGGCCCCAACAACUACUUCUUUAGUUCAGCCGACCGUGGCCUCAAGCCAAGAAGCUGUCAAGGAAUCACCGUUCAAUGCGAUGAUCCCUCCGACCAACACAAUUGCUGGCAGUUUCAUGCCCUCGGCCAUCCCCGGAGCCAGCGUGUUCAGCCCAGUGGGAGUCCAAACUCAGCAAGCUACCAAUGACAAAGCAGUCCAGUCUACAGAAGGAAUGGAUGCUGCUGCCGCUGCUGCCGCUGCUGUUGCUGCAGAGCUCACGCUGCAAGGUAUGCAGAAUGCAGUCCGCAGUGGAAUGGGCCUCUUAGGCAUGCAUCCUACUGCCUCACUCACCCACUCGCUGCAUCCUUCUGGUCUCUCUGGGCAAAGAAUGCCUGGUCUGAUGCCUCUAGACGUGCGACCCAACCUCCUCCAGCCCGGGGCUGCUGCGCGCUUCCCCCUCCUCAUGCAGCAGGGCCAUACCCAGCAAUCUGCUGGUCUCCUCGACAGCUCCCUCCAGGCGCAAGCUCGUGCAAGGGCUCCAUUCCCACAGCUGGACCCCUUCAACCGGGCUUCAAACCUUACUAAUGAAAAUUUAUCCAAGACCGAAGAUGAGUCGUCUUCUGGUGCUGAUGAGGGCAAAGACCAGGACUACCGCUUCCCCCCAGUGGAUAAGCAAAGUACUGGCUUGCUGAGGACACCUCCACCAGAGCAGAGGGAGACACUUGGAAGCGGUAGUGCAGCAGCAGGAGGGAACAGACCUCCUUUGCUUCAGACACCAGGGGCACAGCCAGCCAGAACCAGCCUGGUGGGACGUCUGCAGGCCUUGGCAGGUUUCACUCCAGAUAACCGCUGGAACCAGACCAGAGGGGAUUUCGAUGAACGCGAUGGCAUGCGAGGAGGUCCACAGACUUCUAGUGGUCCUAAAGGCUUCAGGGAGGAGCACUCGACACCUGGGCAGACCUUCCCCAAUCGUUUUGACAGCCGCCCGGGAACAGCUGGAGGCGCAGCAGGGGCUUCUGGGAAUACAGGAGCGGGUGGAGGACCACAGGCCUGGAACCGAAGUGGCGGCGCCACCGCACCUUUUGACAGUGAGUUACAUCAAGACCUAGAUGACCGAAGACGACCAUGGGACAGGCAAAGAGACAGAGAUGAAAGAGAUUUUGACUUCAGGAGGGACAUGAAUGGUAAUCGCCACAGCAGAGACAGAGACCGAGACCGAGAGCGUGAGAGGGACAGAGACAGAGACAGAGACAGAGAAAGGGAGCGAGGCCGAGACCGCACAAGAGAAACUGAACGUGACAGGGACCGUGACAAAGAGCGAGAUCACGAGAGGGAACGUGAACGUGAACGUGGCAGCUGGACACCUCUCCUCCCUCUGCCCACACCUCUGCUUCCAACUCCACCUCUUAAUCCCAAUCUGACCUUGAACCAAGGCAAGCUCCUUUCACCGCUUAAAUUAAAUCCACAGGUUCAAUCCCGAUUCCAAGCCCCGGCCCUGCCUCAAGCUCAAGCGAAGACCUCUCUUUUGAGUCUGAAUCAGCCGCUGGUGCCGAUCAAGUCUCCACCGUCAUCGCAGAACCAAGCAGCCGUGCCUGAGCCCCAGUCAGAAACGCCAGUCGCACCGGAGACACCUCAGACUCAGCCGUCGCCGAUGGCCCUGUCGCCUGACCCCUCAUCUGACAGCAAAAGUCAGAGUCCGUUAACAGAGGUUCUCACUCGAGCUGAGUCACCGGACACACCUCCAGAAACAGCAUCACCUUUUGCAGACACUAAGACACCAAACCAAGCCUCCCCCUUGGUUGAUUCCCCAUGCCGAGACUCCCCUGUGGCCUUCACACAAGCUGCCAGCCCCCCCGCGGAGGCAGCGUACUCUCUGGAGGAGCAGGAAAGCACACAGAAGGACGAAGAGGAGUCACGGAGUCACUCCUCGCCCCAACCCCAGUGGGUCAAUGGGUCUGGCAUGGACAAUAGUAUUGUGGCUGAGCCUACGCCUGAAGCCUCCCCCGAGCCUAGUCCAGACCCCUCAUCUGGUCCCGCGCUCCCUGAAAACGAACAAGAGGAGGCGCUUCAGGAGCAGCUUGCCUCUCCUGAGGACGUAGACAGUGAACAGAGUGAGCCGAUGGAGGAUGCUGCGAGUCAGCCAGUGGUAGACACUGUCACAGACACUGAGGGGACAUAAUCAUCACUCAGUAGGUAAAAGAUCAUUUUGUAAAAUUGUCUCUUCUCUGUACUCAUGUCAGCAAAUCGCCACCACACGGGACAUGAUGAAUACUGACUCAAAUCAGUUAUUGUCUAAUAACCAGUAACAAAUGAUUUUAUCUCUUACCAGUGUACUUAAAUAGAAGGCUCACUAGCUGUUUUAUUGGUAGAUUUUGUUUGUAUUUUAUUUCCUUUUUUAAGUUGUGAUGCCACCCCACCGAUUUUAAUUAAUCAGAACCUGAUGGAUUUUAUCAUACUGCCUGCCAAAAUGUUUCAAUUGUGUAUGGGAAAAGUGGGCUUUGACCUUCCUAUGGAAGAGAGUAAGAAAUCCUGGCUGUUCAACGAGAGAUUGAGUAUAGAUCACAGGAUACUUGCAAACAGCUGUUGCUGGUCCUAUUUCUGUCUCCUUUUAAAAAAAAAAAAAAAAAAAAACGCCUCUGCAAAGUUUUCAGUGAAGGCUUUUGCGGCGCUCCGCGAUGCUUUUCCGUCUCUGAGCAGAACAAAUAGCCUGCAUACAGCGAGACCGUCACAUCUGCUCCUAAUUGGAUAGAAUGAACAUCUUUUAAAAAAAAGUGAAACACGUGAAAAUGUUGUAUCCCCAAAAUAAAUGUCUGUAAUUUGUUUCCAAUUACAACAACACAAGUGGGAAAUGCCAGGGGGGGUGAAAAACAAAACGAACCGUGGGAUGUUCUCAUGUCGGGUGCAUAUUGUUUUAGUUUGAAAUAAACAUGCUUUGUCUGUUUUAAAACACAUGCUUUAGGACUGUUUUCUGACCCAGGACCAGUGGAAACUAAGACGGCUUUACAGACUCAUUCGCAUUGUGUGCUAUCACCUCGGUCAAUUUGAUCUUCUCGUAUCUCAAGUUUGCUGCUUUGCCAUCCGCCCGCCAAGCACUUUUGUUGGAUGCGACCGUGGGACUUGUAGUUCUGUAGUUGCGGAUGACUUCAGCCAGUACGUUCCCGUCAGAUGUUGCUGGGUGACUGUUGCGGAUGGGAUUGUGCCUUUUUUCUGAAUGGAUUUUGUGGUUCGCGACGCUACCCAACACUACCGCGAGACUGUGUGCGUAAGUUCUGUCAAGAGAAAUCGACCCUGUCCGCAAUUGACUCGUUGACAAUUGGAGCGGUAGCUGCGCCGUUUGUACAGCACUCGCCUCGAUCACAAUAUUUACUCACUCUGUGCAUGCAGGCCUGUAGCCAUGUUUUAACCUUCCUGUCUCUCUUGUUCAUUUCAUACUUGUAGUGGUUUUCUGUUGAGACAAACUACUAGAAACGUCAUAGUCUGUUGUUCUCAGACCAAAAUGUCUACUUACAGGAGUUGUAAUGUUGAAUAAAAAUUGAAGGUGCAUCCGA